AAAUAUAAUGUUGAUGGCAUGGCCUAUUCUAGAAGACACCCUAAGUAAGGCAUAUAAUAAGUCUUUCUCUGAAUACCCUAAGAUAGCUAACUUGGUGCCUGAAUUCCAAAUCCAUCUAAAUGAUUUGCUGGAGAACGACUUCAACACUAUUUUCAAAUUGCUACUUGCAUUCUAUGAGAUGAUUAAGGAGGAGAAAGAAGAAAAAUUAGGCCUAAUUGCUUCAUGGCAGGGUUCCCAAAGAGUUAGAGAACAAGGGGAACAUAUACAUCGCAAGGACAGGUCCGCCAUAAGAGUCUUGCUAACCCAACUGGUAGAGAUUGUUGUUGCUCUGGGAAUAACUUACAAAAUCACUUCUUCACUUCUUGACUUCAUAUCUAAGGGACUAAUUCAAGAAAAGGACGUGGAUUCCUUCAACUGCCUUUCUACACACCCUAAAAGGAUGAAAGUGCAAUUGGAUGCAGUGACAAGGAUGAUGAGUUUGACAAGUAUAGCUGUGUCGGGUUGGAGCCUCCUCUCCUCCUCAUCUUCUUUUUCCCCUCAGUUUCUUCUUUCUUUCUAUUCUUUGGUUUUAGCCAAGUAUCUUAAUCGGCUGAACCUUUCUUCUUUGUCUAUUGGUGGAAUCACAGCUGGAUGUACAACGACGGCUGUAUCUACAGCGCGAGCAGCUUCUUUUUCAGCUGUCAUUGAACAGCGG
Thlaspi arvense is the source of this 694-nucleotide messenger RNA. The record is from the annotation of a GenBank genome assembly. Lineage: Eukaryota; Viridiplantae; Streptophyta; Magnoliopsida; Brassicales; Brassicaceae.